Molecule: messenger RNA, 1593 nt
Organism: Enhydra lutris kenyoni (northern sea otter)
Lineage: Eukaryota; Metazoa; Chordata; Mammalia; Carnivora; Mustelidae
Product: F-box/WD repeat-containing protein 10-like
Exons: 6
Coding region: 1-1545 (514 amino acids)
Molecular function (GO): protein binding
Source: RefSeq, a predicted model, not a curated record
AUGGUGGCUUCCCCAGGAGCCCAUGAGUGGGAUAUAGAGACAGGGAAGUGUCUGAAGACAUUUAAACACAAAGACCCCAUCUUGGCCACCAAGAUCAAUGACACCUACAUUGUGAGCAGUUGUGAGAGAGGGUUAGUCAAAGUGUGGCACGUUGUCUCGGCCCAGUUGGUAAAGACUCUCAGUGGCCACGAGGGAGCCGUGAAGUGUCUCUGCUGUGACCAGUGGCACCUCCUCUCGGGAAGUACUGAUGGCCUGGUCAUGGCCUGGAGCAUGGUGGGAAAGUACGAGCGGUGCCUCAUGGCCUACAAGCAUCCAAAGGAGGUGCUUCACGUGGCCCUUCUCUUCCUCCGGGUCAUCAGUGCCUGUGCUGAUGGCAAGAUCCGCAUUUACAAUUUCCUCAAUGGGAACUGUCUGAAGGUGAUGAAAGUCAAUGGCAGAGGUGAUCCUGUGCUGUCCUUCUUUAUUCAGGGCAACAGGAUGGUGAUCAACACUGAGAGCAAUAUUCUCAUGUUCCAGUUUGAGAAUAUAAAGUGGCAGUACUCCGUGGACCAGGCCAAACAAAAGAAGAAAGAUAAAGACGAGGACAGGGAAGAAAAUGACCUCACAGAAGUUGCCUCCAGGUCUAGCACUCAGGUUUUCAGCCCAAGGGACUCGAUGUCCAGUAAACAAACUGUGGGUCAGGAGUCCCUGUUAAGUAAACCAUACAGGUCCCGAGUUUUCCUGAAGGACACCAGGGUACCUACAGAGGACGAGGAGAAAGUUCCACCUGGAGACUUGAUCAGGCGCUCAAAGAAAAAGCGCUGGCAAAUCCCCAUGUCACCGGACCAGUUCCUUCUCACGGUGAAUGCCCUGCAGCAGGCCCAUAAGUCAGGGGAGUUUGCCUAUCCCCGGAGGCCCCAAACCCAAGUCAUUGAUGCCUGGGGACCUUCAAUUUCACACCCAAGGAAGGUUCUGAAUUUCAAAGGAAUAUUGGUCCAACAGGCAGUUAAUAGGUUGCGACAUAGCAACCCACCCAUCGACGUGAAGCAAACCAGUAUUCCCCUGGAGAUCCAGAAACUGCAGCCCAACCUGAAGAACUCUUUGCACAGUCCCCGAGUCCAGUCCACCAUACCCCAGCCUGUGAUCGUCUACCCCAGAUUUGCUGGUGGCCUUAAGGGAGAAGACCAAGCGACCGGCCCCAUCGGCGGGACAGUGCGUAGCUGUAGCCCUUUAACCAGCCUGCAGGUCAUUAAACCGAACCGCAUGCUGGCUCCCUCCGUGGGCAUGCGAACCAAGUCCAUCAAGAAAGAUCGACCUCGUUUCUACACAACCCUUGAUCCCUUUAGAAUGAACACCGAGUUCAUGUUGUUGACCGUAAAGGAGGAGAAAGAGUAUAGGGAGGCCAAAAUGAAGGAGUUCCAGGCCAGAAAGCCCAGAGACGUGGUCAGUCCAGAAAAAGCUAGCAGAGCUGCCUGGAUCAGGAAGAUCCAAGGCCUGCCGAUCGAUCAUUUCAUGAAGCAAGGGAAGACAGCAGCCCCUGAACUUGGACAAAACGUAUUUAUCUGAACCAGCCUUGGGAAAUGAACAUCUUAGAAUAAACAGAGAACCCAAGAG